Molecule: messenger RNA, 2137 nt
Organism: Cuscuta epithymum
Lineage: Eukaryota; Viridiplantae; Streptophyta; Magnoliopsida; Solanales; Convolvulaceae
Source: the annotation of a GenBank genome assembly
GUUGGAUUUAAGUUGUUGAAAACUUGGCAACCCUAAAAUCAUAUAUCCCUCCCUCCAUACUACAAACCCCUGGGUUUAGGUUGUUUGCAUCGCUACUGCUGGUUGGAGGAAUGGGUCGGAAACAACACGAAAUCGAGAACCAGGAUACGAAGUCUAAGAAGAAGCACAAGAGAAAGCCUGAACAUCAUGAGGUCGAGCCAUCCCCAGUUCCCGAGCCAGAAACAGUAAGAGAGUCAAAUAAAGAGAAGAAAAAGAAGAGGAAAAACAAGCACAAAUCUGAUGGAGAGGCCGAAAAUCAUGAUCAGGAGCUCGGAAGUCUUAACGGGUCGGCAGAUAAACCGAAUGAAACGAAAGUCCAGGAAGGACAAGAAGGAACAGAGCUUUCGAACAAUGGGACGGUUGAGGUCGAAUUAGGCAGUGAGGGAGUUUUCGUUUCUGGGAAAGACGUGCAGGAUUUGAAGUUUAAGGCUUUGGAGAAGUUUUCAGACUCCGGGCUUCCUGAUAAAGUGUUGGAGUGCUGCAAAGGUUUUGUUAAGCCAUCUCCAAUUCAGUCACAUUCAUGGCCAUUUCUUCUGAAUGGUCGUGAUUUUAUUGGGAUUGCCAAAACAGGGUCAGGUAAGACAUUGGCAUUUGGCAUCCCAGCUAUAAUGCACAUUAUGAGCAAACGAAAGGGAAAAAAACCAAAAAAUCCGCUAUGCCUUGUGCUUUCACCCACUAGAGAGCUUGCUCAGCAAAUUUCGGAUGUUCUAUGUGAUGCUGGAAAGCCUACUGGAACUGAAUCAGUUUGUGUUUAUGGAGGAACAUCCAAAGGACCCCAAAUAUCUGCUCUGAAAUCUGGAGUGGACAUGGUAAUUGGUACUCCUGGUCGCCUGAAGGAUUUGAUUGAAAUGGGCUUCUGCCACUUAAACGAAGUGUCUUUUGUUGUUCUUGAUGAAGCUGAUCGGAUGCUUGAUAUGGGAUUUGAACCAGAGGUUCGCUCUAUAUUGAGCCAGACAUGUUCUGCUCGCCAAAUGGUUAUGUUCAGUGCCACAUGGCCCCCGCCAGUUCAUCAAUUAGCUCAAGAGUUCAUGGACCCAAACCCCGUAAAGGUAGUUGUAGGAUCUGAAGAUUUAGCGGCCAACCAUGAUGUCAUGCAAAUAGUGGAGGUUUUAGAGGAUAGAGAACGUGACGAAAGACUGCAAAAUCUGUUAGAAAAGUAUCACAAGAGUAGAAGGAAUAGAGUAUUGGUUUUUGUAUUAUACAAGAAGGAAGCAUCACGUGUUGAAACCAUGCUACAGAGGAGGGGUUGGAAAGCAGUUUCUAUAAGUGGUGACAAGGCACAACGUGCACGCACAGAGGCUUUAGCACAAUUUAAGGAUGGAAGCUGUCCCUUGUUGAUAGCCACAGAUGUAGCAGCUCGAGGACUGGAUAUUCCUGAUGUUGAAGUUGUGAUUAAUUAUAGUUUUCCUCUGACAACAGAGGACUAUGUGCACAGAAUAGGAAGGACUGGAAGAGCUGGUAAAAAAGGUGUAGCUCAUACAUUCUUCACCAAAGAAAACAAGGGACUCUCAGGGGAAUUAAUUAAUGUUCUUAAAGAAGCAGGACAAGUUGUACCAUCUGACCUAAUGAAAUUUGGUACCCAUGUGAAGAAAAAGGAGUCAAAGCUUUAUGGUGCCCAUUUCAGAGAGAUAAAUCCUAACGCUGCAAAAUCUACCAAGAUAAAAUUCGACAACUCCGACGAUGAAGAUUAAUUUUGAUGCAAAAGUGAUAAGACAUAAAUUUCGACAAUUAUUGUGAUUAAGAUUGAUUGGCUUUGAGAUAUUACCUUCACUCCAAGGAGCAUAUUGAAAAGAUGAAUGUUAGUGGUAGAAGAAAGUCAAGAAACUCAGUUAUCCACACCAAACAUAACAGUAUUUGUACCAUUAGUUAUUCUUUCCUUCCACCCGCAAGUUUUUUACUACACACUUUGUCCGUUUGUUCCUGUCCUUAUUUAAGUUAUUUUUGUCUCUAUUACAUUCCGUUUCUAUUAUUACAACUAUUGUAAAACUGCUUCACAAAAUUUUGUUAUUUAUUGUAUUUCACUCCUUGUAGGUUCGUAUAUUAUUUUUUAGGGUAAUGUUAUACAAUUUGAGUAUGUACCUGAAUUUUAUUAUUUUAA